Phlebotomus papatasi is the source of this 1316-nucleotide messenger RNA. It is a transcript of the gene Cdc10, whose product is annotated as cyclin-dependent kinase 10. The coding region runs from base 89 to 1249 and encodes 386 amino acids. Gene Ontology annotation, cellular component: nucleus. The record is from RefSeq and is a predicted model, not a curated record. Gene Ontology annotation, biological process: regulation of mitotic cell cycle; protein phosphorylation. The transcript has 4 exons. Gene Ontology annotation, molecular function: cyclin-dependent protein serine/threonine kinase activity; ATP binding. Lineage: Eukaryota; Metazoa; Arthropoda; Insecta; Diptera; Psychodidae.
UAAAAAAAAUAUCAAAAAUUGUAAACAAACCCGAGUGUUUUUUUUAAAUCAACUUUUUAAUAAAUUGCACUAAAUAUCUUUAGUAAAAAUGGAUUCUCAUGUCUCUGGGAAGCGUAACAACUUGAUGGUUUCUUUUAAGACGGGAGAACCUAUGGAAAUCCCUGAAAAUGAUAUACUCGGACGAUGCAGGAGCGUUUCAGAGUUUGAGAAGCUCAACAGAAUAGGCGAGGGAACUUAUGGCAUUGUUUACAGGGCCAAAGACACCAAAACCAAUGAGAUUGUAGCUCUCAAGAAGGUCCGGAUGGAUCAGGAAAAAGACGGCUUGCCGAUUAGUGGUUUGCGUGAGAUUCUGAUUCUUAAAUCCUGCGACCAUGAGAACAUUGUUAAGCUCAAAGAAGUCCUAGUCGGGAGAAGUCUUGAAAGUAUUUUCCUGUCCUUGGAAUACUGUGAGCAAGAUUUGGCUUCCCUGCUGGACAAUAUGCAGACAAACUUCUCAGAAUCUCAAGUGAAGUGUCUCAUUCUGCAAGUUCUGCGUGGUGUUAAGUAUCUGCAUGAAAAUUUUAUCAUUCACAGAGAUUUGAAGGUAUCCAAUCUCCUGCUGACGGAUAAGGGUUCGGUAAAAAUUGCAGACUUCGGUCUGGCCAAGUUCUUUUCUGUCCCCUCGAAACCAUCAACUCCGCAGGUUGUGACACUGUGGUAUCGUGCUCCAGAACUGCUGCUCGGGGCAAAGAUUCAGACAACGGCUGUUGAUAUUUGGGCUGUAGGAUGCAUCCUGGGAGAAUUGCUGGGGCACAAACCCCUCCUGCCAGGUACAACAGAGAUUGGUCAAUUGGAAUUGAUUGUAGAUCUCCUGGGUACACCCUCUGACGGCAUCUGGCCGGAAUUUUCAUCUCUGCCGGCUGUGCAGAACUUUACCCUGAAGCAGCAGCCGUAUAACAAUUUGAAGCAGAGAUUUCCAUGGCUUUCAGCAGCUGGGCUGAGACUUCUCAAUUUUCUCUUCAUGUACGAUCCCAAAAAGAGAGCCACGGCUGAAGAAUGCCUCCAUAGCAGUUACUUCAAGGAAUGCCCUUACCCUUGUGAUCCAAAGCUGAUGCCCACCUUUCCGCAUCAUCGCAAUCUGAAGAAUGUCAGUCAGAAUUCCAAGGCACCUCAGGAACCCGGAGUGAGUUCUACAACUGAACAAAUUCCCUUUAGUCUUCCGAUUUCGGAACUCCUUGGAAACAUCGUGAAAAAGAGGAAACAUGAGUAAAAAUCUAUUCUGCUAAAUUGUACUAUAAUUCUCUCAUGUCUAAUAAUUUUAUAAAGAGACUACAGGA